Messenger RNA from Aureobasidium uvarum, 681 nucleotides. NCBI's taxonomy places the organism in Eukaryota, Fungi, Ascomycota, Dothideomycetes, Dothideales, Saccotheciaceae. The record is from the annotation of a GenBank genome assembly.
AUGCGUUUCAACCUCCCCACCGUUCUUCUCGCCAACCUGGCCCUCAGCAGUGCUGCCGCCAUCCCCAAGCCCGUCGUCGAAGAGCGCGGUCUUCUCGGUUCCCUCCUCCAGACUCUCGGCUGCCUGACUGGUCAGAACGCCAAGUCUGCCUCUGCUGGCCACGCCUCCUGGAUCGGUAACGACGGCGACUAUGUCACCGAGUUCAACAACGAGUCCGGCGAGGACCUCGUUCUCGUCAUGUGGGGCCCCGUCGGUUCCUGGGUCAACGUCCAGGCUCCCCUGAUCACCUACCAAAUUGCCAACGGCAGCGCCGUUAACGUUUCCACCGCCACUGGCACCUCCGGCGGCUGGGCCGCCCUCUACGAGGACACCAAGAUGAUCAACGGACAGGUCAGCAACACCUGGGGUGAAUUCACCUACAACGGCCAGUACUCCACCGUCGACGUCUCCCGCCUUGUCAACAUGAACGGCCGCAACAUGAGCAUUGAGGGCGCCCAGUGUGUCUCGGACAUGGAGCAGUGCGUCUUCACCUGCGACUCUGGCGACUCUUGCGAAUUCGGCUACACCCUUGAGAACUGCUCUUCCCAGCCCGGUGCUCAGUCUGGCAUGUACGCCGGUGCUGCCAGCGGUGGCUGCUUCGUUGGUCAGAACAACAACUUCGUCCGCACCACCUUCUCAUAG